Cheilinus undulatus (humphead wrasse) is the source of this 3235-nucleotide messenger RNA. RefSeq names its product protein FAM13B-like. Gene Ontology annotation, biological process: signal transduction. The record is from RefSeq and is a predicted model, not a curated record. The transcript is spliced from 21 exons. Lineage: Eukaryota; Metazoa; Chordata; Actinopteri; Labriformes; Labridae. The coding region runs from base 218 to 3235 and encodes 1005 amino acids.
ACAUAACGGUGGGACGAAGCUAACCUUCCUCCAUUUUUAAGAGCUAAGUUUUUUCUCCCUUCUUACGCCUACGCUGAAAUGCGGAGACGAUGGCUGUUUUCUUCUUUUCUUGUGCAGGGCUCAAAGAUAGUUUCUGAGAGCGAAGCGCCCUAAGGAAGAACGAAAUACACGUCUAAACGUUAAAAUGGAGAGCUGCCUCGGUCCGCUACACUGAAACAUGGGAGCAAGCGCCUCAAUAUCACUCUGUAGUGACCCAUCUUCAGUGCGAAUCCUGAGGCCCAGCGCUAAGGUCAGCCCAGCUGCUCCUACCCUGGUUACAGAACCUGAAUCCUCUGCCAGGUGUGUUUUUGGAGUUGCCUUGGAAACGCUGAAAGAGGAUGGGCAGAUGGUCUGUGGAAUACCUCUUGUGUUAAGAGACAUGGUGGAGUUCCUUGAUAAGCAUGGCAUGCAUCACAGAGGUCUGUUUCGUCUGUGUGGCUCUGCAGUGCGGACAAGGCAGAUGAGGCACCGGUGGGACCAGGGAGAGAGGGUGGACCUUGAGCAGGAGAAGGAUGUCCCCACUGUGGCUUCCCUCCUCAAACUCUUCUUUAGGGAGUUACCAACCCCCAUAGUACCAGAACCACAGCGCAAAGAGCUGAUUCAGACACUCACAGGUUGUUCAGAUAAGGAAGAUAUGAACCAGCCUCUGAGGGAAAAUCUUAACCACCUCCCAGAUGACAACUUUAUUGUUUUAUCUUACCUUAUCCACUUUCUGUCCAGGGUGGCCGCUCACAGCAAAUCAAACCACAUGCCUGUGGAAAAUCUGGCAACCAUCUUUGGGCCUUGUUUGUUUCAUGUUCCUAUGGGACCCAGGAUGCUGGAGGAUCAGAGUGUGUGUAACUCUCUGUUGCUUCAUCUUCUGAGACAUCAGGAGGUUCUCCUUCCCGUCCCAGGCAAAGACACAGUAGCCUUCUCAGUCGCAUCCCCCUCACCUCCUCCUCCAACUCUGUCUGCUCUCGCACAUUUUGAGGUGCGACCCAGCAGCUGCCAAUCAGAGUCAAGCAGUGUGAAGGAGCUGGAAGAGGCAACCACCUCAGUCUCGGUGACCAAUGCUUUUAACCAAACACUUGGACUUCAAUCUCAACUGAACAGUCCUGACACACUGGUGCAGGCUCGUGAAGCCAGCUCUGACGUCAGCACUGACAUUCAGAAGCUGAUUCCAGAUCAGGAGGCUGUGGAGGAGAGAGGAGAAAGUACAGCUGCAGGCUGUGUGCUCUCCUGCCCCGCUGACCCAGGGCCAGGGCAACACAUGCAAAGGAGCAGACCAUCACAGAGCAUCCAAGGAGAGCAGAUGGACUGUACCACACAUGAAACUGUCUCACAGUGCAAGAUGCCACUGGUUCUGUCCUUAACAAAGGAGGUAGAGAAGGCAGAAGGAGAGAAAACAGUGAACAGAGAGACACAGUUGUCACCCAUCAGUGAUGACUGUUCAACAGCUUGUACAGAUGCAGGACAGACAUCAUCUUCCUUAGACUGUUGCAUACUAUCAGAUGAUUUGCUGAGCAAAAACCAAACCCAGAGUGAGCACACAGAGAGCUGCUGGAAGAAAAAGACAGAAGAUAAAACCACCGUGUCUGAACUGAAGGGUAGAAGAGGAGGAGGAGGAGGAUGUAGUGGAUCUCCUGACAGACACAAUUAUUGCAGAGGCAGGAACACCAGCCGUGACAGCCCCUCCCUCAAGCUACAAGCUCUGGAGGCUGACCUGGGAGCCCUGCCGCUGCCGGCAGACCUCCAAGUGGAUAAGAGACCUUCCCCUGAGCAGCCUCUUUCACUUGAAGAGCAGAACCUUUUUUUGACCAGAGAGCCGCUUCUCCAUCAGCCACCUUUGCCUCCACCUCAAGAUCAGAACACGGUCGAUUCAUCACAAUGUGUACGCAGCCCUUCACCUCAAUCAUCGACAUCCAGUUCUUUGCUUUCCACUGCCGCUCAUUCUGAGAGUUUCCCGGACAACGACUCAGUGCCGUGCUCACCUGGAUCUAACACCAGCCCACUCCUCUCCCAGUUUACCAUGACUGACUGCCCCGUUCCAUCACCACGCUGCCCCAGCCUCAGUCAUAGCCUGCGCUACAAUUCAGACCCUGAUACAGCCCCUUCUCCACCAUGUUUGCAGCACAAACGCAUGGCUCGCAGCACUGUCCACAUUGAGCAAGACAAGGGUAGUGUUUCAAUCUCAAUGCUCAACAGACACAUUCACUCCCUCAGGAAGAGGAUCAGGCGUUUUGAGGAGCAAUUUGAACAGGAGAAGCACUACAAGCCGGCCCACAAUGACAAGACAGCUCAUCCUGAGGUGUCCAGACUGAUGAAGGAGCUCAUCAAGAGUCGCAAGCAGCUUAAAGAGCUAAAGCUGAGACAAUCAGAAGAAGGGGCCUUGAGAGGACUUCACCCUUCAGUUGAAACAUGCAGGACCACAAUAGACCACAGGGAGGCAGCAGUAACAGGGACUGAGCUGCAGAAAUUUAACAACAACACCAACACAAAGCCAAACGUGGAGGAAACAGUCAACAUCAUAACUGACAGACUGAAGGAAAGACGACGAGAGCUGGGCGUACCUGAUGCCAUUAAGGAAAUGUCUCAUUUUCAGAUGACUCUGGAGAAAACCAGCUUACAGAAGUGUUUGCUCUACUAUGAGAGUCUGCAUGGAAGACCAAGCACCAGGCAAGAACGGAACUUGAUGAAACCUUUCUAUGACAGAUAUCGUCUUCUUAAGCAGCUGCUGUUUUCCUCCUCUGCAGCUAAAGUCAUUACAACUAUUGAGGAAGAGGAGGGCUCAGAUGAAGAUCAUCCCAAACAGCGAAGCCCCAAACAACAGACGCUAUGGAUAAAAUCUCCCAGGUAUCGGUCAUCAGAUGAGUUGCUUCAUCUGCCUUCCUUAGAAACACCUGAAACACCUCUGGUAUCCCCACUGGAGGAGGUAAAGGGUCUCCAGCCACAGAUUAUCACCAUGGCAACACUACAUGAAGCUUCCAGACCAGAGUUACUCGAUCACCUCAGGACAGCUCGAUUGGAAAAGAAGAGGCUUCAUCACGCACUCCGAGAAUUUGAGGACCACUUUUACAUGCAGAUGGGCAGGGUUUGCCAGAAGGAGGACCGUGGCCCAAUGGCGGAGGAGUACUGCCAGUAUAAGAACCUCAAAGCAAAGCUCCGUCUACUGGAAGCCCUGCUCAGUAAACAACAGGACUCAGCUACAACCAGCUGA